CCCUGUGGAGGAGGGGGGGCAGCCUCAGCAGAGCAGAAGAGAGCCCUCCUCCGGAGCACCUCUCCUCACCUCACAGGCCACCUGACACCCUGCCACGGCAGCUGCCACCAGCCUGCCUCAACUGAGGCUUCUCCAGAGCCAGAUGGUAGGCGGUUGGAUGUGAGGGACCAUUUCUCCUCUCCUUCUUCCCUGGAUUGCACUGGCACCUGGGAGAUGGGAUCACUAAGCGCAACUCCCAAAGAGAUGCCGGCCGGCUUCCUCCUCAGGACGAGAGCAGGGUGCUCUCUGUUGGCUCCAGCCCUGAUGAUGGUGGUGGUGAUGAUGGUGGUCCCCCAAUGGGCCGUGGGAGCCGAGGGACCCCUAGAGGGAAAUUGGACCACCAUCCCAGCAGGUUCUCCUCUCCUGCUGCCUGCAUCGGAAAACAAGCAAGCUGUGCCAACACCCCUCCCACGGGGCUUCCUGACUGGGGAGAACACCUCCAAAUGUAUGGGGCUCAGGCGGCAGGAGCAACAAGGCAGCUCCCGGGCCAACUCCUCCAUCCCCCUGCUGGAGGCUCCCAGUCUUCCGGUGGAGCUGGAGGUGUGUUUCCAGAUUUCUGCCGCUGCUCUGGUCUUUGCUGCUUUCAGUGGGUGUGGGAUAACAAUGCCAUUCUGUCAUCCACAAAAAUUUAGGAUCCGAGGGAAGGCAUGGAUAUGGCUCGGUGUUUAUGCCAACGGGCUGGCGGGCUUAGCGUGUGCCAUGGCGCUGGUGGCGGUGGUCCUCUGGAGUUACGAUCAAGGCUUCCCUGCCAUCCUCAUUGUGCCCACCAUCCUGCUUCUCCACGUAAUGACGAUCACACUCUUGAUUGUGGUGACCAUCCUCUUCCAGCUGGAGGUGCUCUACCAGGUCACAGACCGGCCAGCACAACGCAUGCUGGACCUCGCUGCCCCUGGAGGGGUGUUCAUCGUCAUUGUGACCUUGAGUCUCCUCAUGAAGUGCAUCUGCCAGUUGCAAGAGGAGAAGUGUGUCAGGCCUGUGGACCUCACAGCUAUCGUAGCCGGAGCCGCUGGGAUGUGCCUCCUUCCCUUCCUCACCAUCGUUGCUGUCUAUUGUCUGGAUAUAAAGAGGCGGACGAGGGAAGAACAAGGAGGCAGAAGGGGAAAACGGAGGAAGGACCUCCAAGAGGGGAAAACCUUUCUCCCGUGAGUCAGCCUGGGCAAGAGGCUUCUGCACGCCACUGACCGUCUCAUGGGCGCCCUCCCCCGGUGAAUUUGCUCCCUUUCUGCACCUCGUUGGGACUAACCAGGAUUCGCACCUGGGCUCUGCACAGAAGCUUGGCCUCUGUCAUUGUCUGUGUCUUCAGAACCCCACCCAUGUGGGGCAGGGCAUGGGAGAAUAAAGACAAGAUGGGCCCUUUGGUUUGUGUCCCGUCUCUUCCUCCCACCCCUUCCUGGAGAAAGGGGGUGCAUCCGUUUCCUCAGAAGGGGAGACACCCAAAAGACCAUUGAAAGACCAGCUGCCCAGCCUUAGGAGGAAGGAAAGCAAACAGCUGUUGGGGAGGGGGAAGAGGUGACCAAAAUGGGAACCCGCUGAGGUGGGACCAGCAGGGCCCUCCCACUGAAGGCUGGCAGAAGGGAGAGCCACCCGAGAAGACAGCAGAGCAGCGACCCCGUCAGGACAGCAGGGGCCAGAUCCUUCCAGCUGGGAAACGUGGGGCAGUCGGGCCGGUGGAGGAACUGAAUCCUUCAAAAAAAGCAGGGCAGAUCUAGAGGAUGGCUCUAGCCCCCCCCCCUUGCUUAGCUGGCCAAGGCAAGGGGCAACAGUCCUGGGUUCAGGUCUGACUUUGGGCAGAGACCUCCUUCAGGGUGAUGGCCAGGGGACCCAGCUGCUCCUGCAGGGGAGAGAAGCCUACAGUCAGCCAGGGUGGGAGGAACCCUGGGGGGGUGGGGUGGCCACUGUCAUUGGGGGCUCACGGGUCCAAAGCCCCUAAGCCAAUCGGCGGGGCCAAUCGCCCAGAAGACACAGCAGCGUUUCUCUGUGGCACU
Pogona vitticeps (central bearded dragon) is the source of this 2024-nucleotide messenger RNA. RefSeq lists its product as uncharacterized. The record is from RefSeq and is a predicted model, not a curated record. NCBI's taxonomy places the organism in Eukaryota, Metazoa, Chordata, Lepidosauria, Squamata, Agamidae.